Messenger RNA from Volvox carteri f. nagariensis, 735 nucleotides. RefSeq lists its product as uncharacterized. Gene Ontology annotation, molecular function: lipid binding. The transcript has 5 exons. The coding region runs from base 1 to 735 and encodes 244 amino acids. The record is from RefSeq and is a predicted model, not a curated record. NCBI's taxonomy places the organism in Eukaryota, Viridiplantae, Chlorophyta, Chlorophyceae, Chlamydomonadales, Volvocaceae.
AUGGAACUCAAGGCGUUUCAGCAAGUUCCCAGUCGCGUGCAAAAAGUGGUGUUGCUCAAAUUUCUAAGAGCCCGUCAGUUCAACGUCCUGGCGGCCCUCACCAUGCUGGUCAACUGCCUCAAGUGGCGCCGUGACUUCGACGUGGCGGGUUUGGCGCUGGAGACCUUCCCCCCCCAGCUGGGGGCCGCGGGCCAGCUGUCGGGUCGGGACAGGGCUGGAAACCCAGGCACGUUGACGUACAACUACUACGGCAGCGAUCUGGAUUUGCAAUCCGUGUUCGGCAGCCCUGGCGGUGUGGCCACGUUUGUGAGAUGGCGGGUGAAGCUCAUGGAGCAAGCAGUGGGGCUGCUGGAUUUUGAGGGCGGUGUUGAACACGUGACACAGGUUCACGACUACUCGGGCGCCUCCAUGUUCCGGAUGGACUCGCACACCAAGGCGGCCUCGCGGCAGAUCAUCAAACUGUUCCAGGACAACUACCCGGAGAUGCUCUCAGUGAAGCUCUUCCUCAACGUCCCCCGGCUCAUGGAGGUCCUCUUCGGGCUGUUCUCAGCACUCACAGACGCAGAAACGCGCGCAAAAUUCGUCAUGGCAUCCCCUGCACGCGCGCGAGCCGUACUGCUGCAGUACAUUGACCCCGUGCAAGUGCCGCAGAGGUGGGAUGGGUUGUUGGGGCCAUCUUGUUCUGGUGGUUGCGGUUCGUGUUUGUCCUUGUGUAUGUCUGUCAAGUGGGACUGA